Molecule: messenger RNA, 3379 nt
Organism: Puntigrus tetrazona (Sumatra barb)
Lineage: Eukaryota; Metazoa; Chordata; Actinopteri; Cypriniformes; Cyprinidae
Gene: tbx16l
Product: T-box transcription factor 16, like
Exons: 9
Coding region: 1379-3022 (547 amino acids)
Biological process (GO): cell fate specification; heart looping; vasculogenesis
Cellular component (GO): nucleus
Molecular function (GO): DNA-binding transcription factor activity, RNA polymerase II-specific; RNA polymerase II cis-regulatory region sequence-specific DNA binding
Source: RefSeq, a predicted model, not a curated record
UUGUAAAUUUAAUAGGUUACAGAUUACAAAUUACAUUAAUAAGUGUAUCUUUUUCUAUUUCUUUAUUAAAGUAAUUUAUCUGAUUACAUUUAACUACCUUUUGAUAGCUUUUCUAAUGUUUUUUAACUGUUAAUCAUUUUGAAAAAUUUUAAGCAGGCAGGGUUAACUUUAUAUUAAUAUUCAGCACUUAUUACUGUCAAGACUUUCAAAAUUCUUUUUCACUUGAAUUACUGUUAUAAUACUUUAAUUGUGAAAUGCAACCACCACAAAUUCAAGACUCGCUCAUAUUUGCUUCGAGAUCAUAAAGUAAUUGAAAUGUAACUGAUACAGAUUACAGUUCAAUUUUUUCUGUAAUUUAAUUAUGUAAUACAUUAACUGGUUACUUACUCCUCAACAACGCUGGUGGGACAAUAAAACAUAACUUAAACAUGACUGAAGACCCGUGUACUAGACGUGCUGAUUCUUUGGUUCUCAUAGGAAAAUAACUUCUCUAGGAAAUAAUUUAGAAUUUGUUGUUGGCUACUUUCAUGUUAAACAUUACUGCCUUGAUUUAAAUAGUUUAGACAAAAAACAGUUGUAUAUUAAAUGUGCGCACACAUUAAAAUGUCUGAAAAGUGUCAAAUGUGAGCCAGUCGUUUUAAUAGUUAUUCAUAUGAUUGCAAACUCCAAAGUUUUCCGUAUGCAGGGGCUCAAGUUGAUCACAUGGGUUUGUUGCACUGAUCAACAGAAAGCUACUGCGUUUGACUUUUUUUUUUGCUAACAAAAUUUCUCUGUCUGAAAGUCUAUUUCUUGAAAAACUCAGGUGUUUGUGAAGAUAGGUAGAAGUCUUUAACUGCUUCAAACAUCUCCAAAACCCAAAUAAAACUACACUUACUGCUGUCCAGGAUUUUUCUGUUUAGGUCUAAUUCAGAGGGUGUUACGAUAGAGAAAGUUAUUUAGCAGAUUUUAAUAUUCAAGAUUAGAAAUGAUCUGCUGAAAUUUGACAGUUUGGCCAGUAGCUAAUAAAUAGUGACUUCCUGCAGUAAUGAGGGGACAAACUGUUGGGGUGAUUAACACCUAUAUGUGUGUGUGUGUCUGUAUGGGUUUGGAGGAAGUGUUAGGGAACCCUUGGCCUCUAAAGUCAGAUGCACCCCCCUUUCCCCAGAUCCAGAGCUUGUUGUUUCUACACACCUUUGUGGGCAAGCUGGAGCACAAACUGGGAACUGCGGGAGACAAAGAGGCAGAUCAAAGACGAGACUGAUGUUUUGACAGAAGUGCACAUACACACCUCUGUCCUCUUUGAAGUUAUGGAAAGGUAGCAUCCUAUGGAUAGUCCUAGCAAGUCACUGGCUUCCUACAAACCCCUGGACAAGUCACUUUAGUUUGUUACUCCGGUCUCAUGGUCAUGUAUCUCCCGGAGGAACGGCCUGUGCUGGACCUACCUUACCAGAUGAAUUAUUUGGCUAAUAACUAUGGAUAUUAUCCACAAGACUGUAAGGAUCCCAUUUUCCGCACUCAACAUGGCCUCAACAGCAGGAUGAACAGUCCUGAAGCUGAACUGACCUCGCUGCCAGUUCAUGUGUCCCUGCAAGAUCGAGAGCUUUGGGACAAAUUCAGCAGUAUUGGCACAGAGAUGCUAAUUACUAAGUCUGGAAGGCGGAUGUUUCCCAGCUGCAAAGUAACAGUGACAGGACUGAAUCCAAAAGUCAAGUAUGUGGUGAUAAUGGACAUGGUGCCGUUUGAUAACCACAAGUACAAGUGGAAUAAGGAUCGCUGGGAAGUGAACGGUUCGACUGAUCCACACCUGCCCAAUCGGUUCUUCAUCCAUCCAGACUCUCCUGCACCCGGAGAGAAAUGGAUGCAGUAUCCAAUCUCCUUUCACAAGCUCAAACUGACCAACAACACCCUUAAUUCUAAUGGCCUGGUGGUUCUCCACUCCAUGCACAAAUACCAGCCCCGUCUGCACAUAGUCCAGUCUCCAGACCCCUGUAAUCCUCACAAUCCUGGCGGAUAUCUGCGCUUCACCUUCCCUGAGGCUGCUUUUACAGCUGUCACAGCCUACCAGAACCAAGAGAUCACAAAACUCAAGAUUGACAACAACCCCUUUGCUAAAGGCUUUCGUGACAACGGACUGAAUAGAAAAAGGUUUAGAGACAAAGAAAGCCAAGAGACCCAGGAUUCAAUUGGACAAGCCAAACAGCGUUUGACACCAAAUGAGCAUGUAGGACAGCCAAAGAAAGACGAAGUGGAUGUGACUGUAUCCAGCUCUGUUGACUGCAGCAGACGCCUGAAUUCUUCAGAAGUGGCUUCCUCUGUCACUCCCAACCCUUUCAUAUCAGCCUUCAUAAACCCCAGUACUGCUGGAGAACCUUCACCCCAUCAGACCCACACCAUUCUCAGCCUCGGUAACAGACACCUGAACAGUCCCAGAGAAGCCAGACCCUCCAGCUUCCAUAGUCUGUGUGCAGCUUUGCCCGUGGCCCAGAGCUCCUGCGUCCAGUCCUCCACAGGAGACGUCAACCUCAGCAGACUGCCUUCUCAGAUCAGCAGCCCUCUAAACCCUCAGCAGCACCAUCACAGCAGCCCAGCCUCUCAAACCCCGGGCCGAUCCAUCCUCCAGCUCCAGCCUUAUUUUCAGCCCCCUCCGCAUCCCUCACGACAGUGUCCCGACAUGGAGCUCCCCCUUCCUCUGCCUCCCAAACUGAGCCGGAUGCAACUCCCUGAAAGUGCUCUGAGGAACCUGGAGAUGAAUCCAGUCUCUGACUGUAUUAAUCCGAGGCCCCUCACCAACAUCCUCAACAGGAUCCAUUUUCGAUCUUUAGCCUCUGGACCAUCGGUGAAGGUCCUGCAAAAUCCCCCCCAAGGGGAGCAGUACCUCCGCGGCGCAGACAGAGAGCUGCGUCCGCAGAUCUAUCCGGCGGUUCAGGAGUACAUCGAUCAGCAGUUCGUGCUGAGCAGCCAGACUGAACACAGAUCGCAGAUGGACUACAUCAGCGCCAGACCGCUAACUGAAUAUUACUGCGAACAGCAGACUGGGAAAUGAAGUUCAUCAGUCAUCAUCGAAUUAUCCCUCACUUUGCUCAUUUCCAGCAGAGCCUGAGCUGCUCUGCGUUAGUAGUUUACAAAGCAGAAUCAAGUCAGGCACCGAGGGCUUCCCAACAAAAGAAUGUAAAUAUUAUUUUCAGUGGGACAUGAUGUUGUUAGCUGUCACUGACGUCCAUAUUUAUGUUUAGUCUGUUGCCGUCUGUCUGAACUUUAAACUGCUGAACAUCUCAACACGAAACCAUUCAGAGUUGUAGCUGACUUCAAGCAAUUCUGCAGACUACACUUUUGCCGGUUCCAUCCAUUUUUUUUCAUUUUCUACAUUAAACCUAAAUACAUAGUUCUGGGUUAAGUUUGA